Messenger RNA from Formica exsecta, 1642 nucleotides. RefSeq names its product methylcrotonoyl-CoA carboxylase beta chain, mitochondrial-like. The coding region runs from base 223 to 1572 and encodes 449 amino acids. Gene Ontology annotation, cellular component: methylcrotonoyl-CoA carboxylase complex; mitochondrion. Lineage: Eukaryota; Metazoa; Arthropoda; Insecta; Hymenoptera; Formicidae. Gene Ontology annotation, molecular function: methylcrotonoyl-CoA carboxylase activity. Gene Ontology annotation, biological process: L-leucine catabolic process. The transcript has 7 exons. The record is from RefSeq and is a predicted model, not a curated record.
UUGUACAUGGAAGUCUCGAUAUAUAUUUUAUUAUAUACAUAUACAUAAAUAUACAUAUACAUAUGUGGAUUACGCUGAUUAGAUAAUGCCAUAAAUUAUAAAUAACUUUUGAGUAUCUUUUCAUUAAUCUCAAAUUAAGUUAUAGGUUAUAGCACAUGUUGAUUGUUGUCUAUUGAUAAUUUCUUUGCACGUUAUAUUGUGAUAAAAAAAUAUUUAUACAUAAUGUUAUACAGAAGUCGUUAUAUCCUGAGGCAAUUUCGGCCUUUCGUGAGACUUUAUCAUGAAGAAGCGUCUGUUAUUGGUAGUACACCAGAUUCUAGCUCACCAAUGUAUCAGGAGAAUUAUGCACAAAUGAAAAUCCUUAUUGAUCAAUUAAAAAACACUGUGGAGAAAAUAGUUGAAGGUGGUGGACAAAAAGCGAGGGAUAAACAUGUAAACAGAGGGAAGCUUUUACCUCGGGAAAGAAUAAAUACCCUUCUAGAUAAAAAUUCACCUUUCUUAGAGUUUUCACAACUGGCAGGUUAUGAGAUGUAUGAUAAGGAAGAAGUACCAGCAGGUGGGAUUAUCACUGGCAUUGGGAGAAUAGAAGGUACUAAAUGUAUGAUAAUAGCAAAUGAUCCUACUGUAAAGGGUGGAACUUACUAUCCUAUAUCGGUUAAGAAGCAUUUACGUGCUCAAGAAAUUGCGGAAGAAAAUGAAUUACCUUGUAUAUAUCUAGUUGACAGUGGAGGUGCAAAUUUGUCUAGACAGGCUGAUGUAUUUGCUGAUAAAAUGCAUUUUGGCAGAAGUUUUUAUAAUCAAGCAAACAUGAGUGCUAAAGGAAUAACUCAAAUUGCAGUGGUUAUGGGAAGUUGCACAGCAGGUGGUGCAUAUGUUCCUGCUAUGGCAGAUGAAAAUAUUAUCGUCGCUAAUCAAGGCACGGUAUUUUUAGCCGGUCCACCGCUGGUAAAAGCUGCAACCGGUGAAGAGAUUUCAGCGGAGGAUUUAGGAGGAGCUGCGCUUCAUUGUCGACAAUCCGGCGUCAUCGAUCACUGUGCAAUAGAUGACACUCAUGCUUUGCAUCUGGCACGUCGAAUCGUGAAAGAUCUAAAUCGGCAACCACCUAUGGAUGUAAAAAUCAAUAAAAAUAUUGAAUUGCCUAUACACGCCGUCGAUGAAAUCUAUGGCAUUGUUGGAACAAAUCUGAAACGUCCGUUUGAUGUGAAAGAAGUUAUAGCAAGGAUCGUGGAUGGAUCGAAAUUCCAUGAAUUUAAGACACAAUACGGUGAAACUUUAGUCACGGGAUUCGCUACAAUUUACGGCUAUCCUGUCGGCAUUGUCGCGAACAACGGUGUAUUAUUUUCCGAAAGUGCUCUGAAAGGCACUCACUUUGUGCAACUUUGCGCUCAAAGAAAAAUUCCUCUUAUCUUUUUGCAAAAUAUCACUGGAUUCAUGGUGGGUAGAGAUGCAGAAUUGGGAGGUAUCGCCAAAAAUGGUGCUAAAAUGGUAACAGCAGUAGCCUGCGCGCAAGUACCGAAGAUUACAGUAAUAAUCGGAGGUUCUUAUGGAGCUGGAAACUUUGAAUCUCAGUAAUGGGAGGAGAGCAAGCAGCUAAUGUAUUGGUGCAAAUUGCAAAGGACCAACGUGUGAAAGAAGGCAAACA